AUGGCCACGGCCGCCUCCGCCUCCCUCUCCGCCGCGUCCUUCCUCUCCCCAGCCCCAUCUCGCCCCCGCACCCUCUUCCGCGCCCUCGCGGCCUCAGGCUCCGGCGGCGGCAAGAAGAAGCCCGGCAAGUCCAAGAGCAGCAGCAGCAAGGGCAAGGGCAAGGACAAGGCGCUGGAGCCGCCGCCCGACGUGGCGGUCCGCCGCGCGCCUGCGGGGAGCGCGUCGGUGUUCGAGCAGCAGCGGACGAAGGCCGGGUUCAACCCCGGCGGCCGCGGGAACCGGUUCACGGAGGACGAGGUCCGGCAGCGACAGGCCACCGAGAGCGCCUUCCUCUUCGCCUGGCUGGGCCUCGGCGGGAUCAUCCUCUUCCAGGGCCUCGCCCUCGCCGCCUCCGGUUUUCUGCCCACAGAAUGGGACAGUUUUUUAGUUAAGUACCUGUAUCCGUCGUUCACUCCGACAGUACUCUUGUUCCUCGGGGGUACGACUGGAUAUGGCGUCUUCAAGUACUUUGAAGGCGAGAAAAGCAAAGCAUCUCAAAGCAGAGUUUGCUAA
This is a messenger RNA of Triticum turgidum subsp. durum (durum wheat), 552 nucleotides long. Lineage: Eukaryota; Viridiplantae; Streptophyta; Magnoliopsida; Poales; Poaceae. The record is from the annotation of a GenBank genome assembly.